UUUAAACUUUAUAGAUAAAACUAAACUAAACUUUUGUAAAAAAAUAUUUUCAAAAUUGGUGGUGUUAACUAUUUUCUAUCGAACUUAUCCAUAUAACAAUAGACGCAGGCUUCAAAAUUUUAAGAUCAAACAGUUAUAAAAACUUCAAUAUAUCGGAGAAAGCGUUGCAUUCAAGUUCGCAAAAUGGCAACACAAAAGUCAAAAGGAAAAUGUGUAGACAAUGUUUUUGAAAAUCGUUACAAAUCUGCAAGUCGUAAAGAAGGAUUUACUAAUUCAAAAUAUGUAGCACCGGUUCCAGUUACCAAGGAGAAAAGUAUCAAGUCGUCUAGUUAUGGUGAAGUAAAUAAGAAACCGCAAUCACCUAAGAUUCCCUUCGUUUCAAGAAUUCGUAUACCGAGUGUUUCAGAUCCUCGUGGUAAGCAUGUACCUAAUGGUUCUAAAAAUAAUUUACCAGAGGUAAGUGCUGACAAAAAAGUAAAGUCGGACGGUAAGAUAGUUGUUGGAAAUUUGAAAACCAAUUCCCAAACCAAUGAGAUCGGAGUAAAGCUGCGUAAAUCUAGUGAAGCUAUAGCCAGCAGCACAAUGACUGAGGACAAUGAAUGUAUCAACAAUCAAUAUAGUGUAGCUGAUUUCCUGCAAAAGAGAUCAUUAUCAGAUAUUGGCACUAUAUCACACCAAAAGUCGGUUUUAGAGGAUAGAAAAAAUCAAUCUAAAGUAGCAAUUAUAUCUAACGAUUAUUCGUUGGUUAAGAGUAAUCCUUCUACCACUUAUGCUGAAUGCCAUCUUAAUCGUCAAUAUGCAGCCAUGAAGAUAUAUUCCGUUUUACUCUUUAAUGUGUGGCAAAAGAAACUCCGUGAAGUCGAUCGCAUUACUGAGAAACUAGAAGCCAUCAAAAAGUCUUACAUUGGCUGCAGAAAUCAAAAACUUGUGGUUAGUACAAUGCUUCGUAUGGAGCAAAAGCGUAAUCAGAAAAUUCGUCAAAAACUGGAUGAGUCUACUGAACUAUUACGUACAACUAAUGAAUCAUGCAAGUUCUUACAAAGUACAGUUAAUUCAAUAACCACUGAGAAAAAGGUUCUAGAACAGGAAAUUAAAAAUAAAGACAAUCAAUAUGAUGAUCUCCAAACUACAAUUGCCUUAGUCGAAUCCGAACUAACCAAAGCAAGAUGUGAACAAGCUGAGUUACGUUUUAAGCUUAACGCAGAGAGGUUCCAGUCUGAGAUGUUGACCAAACAAGUUAAUAAUUUGGUAGGAGUUAUAUUUAUGUUGAAUCAACAAAGGCGUGUAUUGUCCAAUAAAUUGUUCAUGGUAUUAGCAUCAAAAAAUAUACAGUAUCUGCACAUGCAAACUGAAGUUAAAAGUCUUCAGAGUCUGUGUGAUGAACUAAAGUUGAAAGAACUUGACAUUAAGAAAUAUCAAGAGGAAGAAGAAGUACUCAAGAAGGAAUAUGAAGGUUUACGUUUAGAUAUUACUAAUCUGGAAAAUUCCUUAAAGGAUACUUAUGUGCAGCGCUUUAAGCAUUUCUGGAGUAGUCAGUUCAAUUUCCCGAUUGUAGCAUUACAUACGCUUAAAUUCGUAUUAUAUUUUGUAAUGCCUAUUGCUCCAACACUAUUUUUUGGCUCAGGACCUGCGAAGAAGAUACCCUGAAGAUAUAUUGACGUAGAAUCUUGUAUUUGUUUUUUCUUUGUUUUUUUGAUAUUCAGUACAUUUAACAAAAAUUUCAUUUUUAGAAAUAUUAUUGCUGAUGUAUUGAUUGCUGUUGAUUGUUUUUCUGACUGGUGAUCUUGAAGUAAAAUUUUUAAUUAAUUUAUAGGUUAUUAA
This is a messenger RNA of Teleopsis dalmanni, 1821 nucleotides long. RefSeq lists its product as uncharacterized. The record is from RefSeq and is a predicted model, not a curated record. The transcript has 2 exons. The coding region runs from base 184 to 1647 and encodes 487 amino acids. Lineage: Eukaryota; Metazoa; Arthropoda; Insecta; Diptera; Diopsidae.